AUGUUUGACGUUGAAGCGAUUGAAGCUAAAGAAAUCGCUGCGAGAAGAGAAUUUUUAUUAUUUCGCGAGGUAUCGUUGCCCCAAUCGCAGAAAUGGGAUUUUUCGUUUGAAUAUACGCUGGCGGCUGGCAGCAAUAUUCUGGUUCAAUUAAAGUUGGAAUACUUUGGCUCGGUAGCGGUGGUAUGGCACUGCACCAGCGACUACAUCGCCGUGUACUCGGGCUCGACGACGUCGAGCCCACUUCUGAAGAUGCUCUGUUUCAAGAACAAAACCUCGUUGACGUACAGCGGCCGGAAACUGCUGGUCGAGUUCAGAGCGGGGCAGGAAGUGCCGCCUUUCGAUUACAAUGGCUUCGUCGCUACCCUUAAUUUCAUAGAAAUUACCACGGAAGCUCCUACCACGGUUACUACGGACAGCACAAAUAAAAGCUUGGACACGACCAAGCCGAUCAACGCCGUUGGUUACAACGUACGCUACAACAAUCGGGAUCUUCAGGAUCAUCGGAAGGAUCAGGGCUCGAUAUCGGGUAGCUGCGAUCUGGAGGUGCACGGCGAGAAAGUCAGAGCCGGCCACCACGAUACCAGAGGCAAACUGAAGUCCACCGCGUGCAGGCUCGUGCUCCGUGGACGUGCUUAUGACACUGGACACGUCUCGUUGGCCAGUUACAAUCUCAGUGCUCAAGGCUGCCAGUCGUCGAUCGAAGUAUUCGACGGCGUUCCCGAAGGAGGGAUGCUUAGCACCGCGAGAUCCCUCGAGAGAAUCUGCAGCCCCGCGCGGAGACUUCCACUGGAAUUCGUGCAACAAGAUACGUACGUCGAGCCGAAAAGGUACUCAUCUAAUGGCAGAGACAUGACGGUCGUUCUCAGACGAGGCGCCAACAGCCCGGCCGACGAGGAAUACAUGGACGUCUCUUAUUACUUCCACGAUGAACGCGAGGGUGGCACUCAACAGCCGGCUAGCGUGUGCGACGUCGAAUAUUACGGGCUGACGUCACCGGUGAAAGGUACCGUGGUACAUCCGGAGCCUCACCGAUUAUUCGCCAUGGAGGGCCCUAUAAAGUGCAGGCAGCACUUCAUUCCAGCGGCUAAUCAGUCGGUCAUCAUCCGCGUUGAAAGCAGCUCGAAGCAGAGUCCGAACAACCCUUGCCAGACCAAGUGCGGAGACAGUGGUUGUAACUGCGUCAGCAACAUGACCCUGGAGAGCGUGGACCAUCUUCUGCUUGUCUCUGAAACCGGUCACAUCGUUACUUGCCUCUGUGGAAAUUAUCAGGACUGGCUACCGGUCGGUAUCCGUAGCUGGACGCCCGUGUACAUCGAAUGGUCGAGGUCCUCGAAGGCAGGCCUCAAUUUCCGCGCGGCUUACGAGUUUAUCAAGGACAGUUACUGCGGUUAUCACACAACGACCAAGCCGGAGGGCGAGGUGAACGGCGGUGACCUGGCCAGCAGCGGUUUGAAGCUCAAUCAGUAUUACCAACAGAAGUGCACGUGGAUCUUGGACUCAUUGACGGAUCGACAGCUGACCAUCGAAGUGAAAUCUACCCAGAGCCGUCCGUGCACCGCCUGGAACUUAACGAUACACGAGUACAGCAAGAACGGCGAUCCAGCUGGACCCAGACUGUACACAUUCUGCUCGAGGAACACGCACAAAAAUUUCACCCUCCCGUGGAAAACCAACACUGUGGUGGUUAGAUUACAGGCUCUGGGAAGGACAGCGCCGGAAUACACGAUGAAAUGGCGGAGCCAGUCGGUAAUCGCAAAUACGCACAAGAGCGGGCCAUCGCCGGCACCGAAUCACGUGCUCAGCUCCUCAGCCGGAAACGGGCCACGGGAAAUGCGAAUCCUAAUUCUGUUCGCGAUGCUCCUCGCUUACGCGGUCGGUUGUUGAAUGGACCAACUCGACAGACCGUGUUCGUACACGUUCCUGUUCACAAUGAGAAACAAAAUAUUGCGAACGAGCCUAAGAUUUCUACUAGCGUACAAUUUACGUGUACAUAUACAUACGCCCGCGCGCACACACACAACACACACGUUAAAUAUAUACGAA
Molecule: messenger RNA, 2043 nt
Organism: Frieseomelitta varia
Lineage: Eukaryota; Metazoa; Arthropoda; Insecta; Hymenoptera; Apidae
Exons: 11
Coding region: 1-1884 (627 amino acids)
Cellular component (GO): plasma membrane
Source: RefSeq, a predicted model, not a curated record